Eublepharis macularius is the source of this 681-nucleotide messenger RNA. RefSeq names its product DnaJ heat shock protein family (Hsp40) member B8 (gene DNAJB8). The transcript has a single exon. The record is from RefSeq and is a predicted model, not a curated record. The coding region runs from base 1 to 681 and encodes 226 amino acids. Gene Ontology annotation, molecular function: ATPase activator activity; Hsp70 protein binding. Gene Ontology annotation, cellular component: endoplasmic reticulum membrane; cytosol. Gene Ontology annotation, biological process: positive regulation of proteasomal ubiquitin-dependent protein catabolic process; protein refolding. NCBI's taxonomy places the organism in Eukaryota, Metazoa, Chordata, Lepidosauria, Squamata, Eublepharidae.
AUGGUUAAUUAUUACGAAGUCCUAGGACUGCAUCAAAAUGCCUCGCAAGAAGACAUCAAAAAGGCCUACCGUAAGCUGGCAUUAAAGUGGCACCCUGACAAGAACCCUUAUAAUAAAGAAGAAGCAGAGAAGAAAUUCAAAGCAGUUGCUGAGGCUUAUGAAGUCUUGUCAGACCCUCAGAAACGCUCUCUCUAUGACAGGCCAGUAAAAGAAACACGGCACAGAGGGAGAAGUGCAUCUGGAGGUCAGUCUCACAGCCCAUUUGAUUUUGACUUUGUGUUCCGUAGUCCUGAGGAGAUUUUCAGGGAGUUCUUUGGAGGAAUGGACAUCUUUGCACAUGAUUUCUGGGACAACCAGUUUGAUGAUGACAACAAUGGAAGGGAAGACAGAAAUGGACUGCACGGACCCCUUGGUCUCUUUUCUGGAUUUGGUGCCUUUUCUAACUUUCGAUUCAAUUCAUUUGGACCUGGUUUGCACACUAUGGUUUCCUGCAGGUCAUUUGGAGAUGACAGCAGUGGAACACACAAUUUCAGGUCUGUCUCAACUUCCACUGAAGUGAUCAAUGGGCGACGAAUCACAACAAGGAAAAUUGUUGAGAAUGGACAAGAGAGAAUUGAAGUUGAAGAAGAUGGCCAACUGAAGUCCAUAAAAGUAAAUGGAAGAGAACAGUUGAAAUGCUAA